UUCACUUGGAUAAGGAGACAUAACAACAGCAGCUCUAUUUUCUCCGCCCACACUUUGUAAAUUUAGUUGAUUGAGUGAAAAAUACCAAAAUGAUACAAUUGAACUCUACCUCUCAAGUGUUUAAAUGAAAUAAGAUUUAGUUGAGAUAUUGAAGCGAAAGAUCGUACACGACGACACGUAUAUGAUGAGUUUGGCCUUAAAUUAAACUCAGUAUCAUUUAAUCCCGUCUGUCAAACUCAAAAAUUCACUUGGAUUAGGAGAUGACAUAACAACAGCAGCUCUAUUCCCUCCGCCCACAAACAAAACCCAAUUGCUAUUUCCUAAUUUUUUGUGUAUUUGCUUUUCAAAUUUCUAUCUUUUUCGCAACUGGGUUUUAGGGGUUUUAUUUCCAAUUCCGUUUCUCAGCUAAAUAACAAGGUAGUUAAUUGUUCAUGUAAUUGAACUAGAGUCUGUUUAUAUUGCAGAUACUUUUGCCAGGUUAACUUGUGUCAGUCUCUAUUGUACUUGUUGGAAAUGCCUCUUGGUCUUGUAUUCUCAUCAGUUUCCCCUUUCUAUGGUAACCUACACAAUGUGAACCACAUAACUAAACCCCAUUUGAACCCUUAUGUGAAUGUUCACGGCAAAAUCUCUAAUUCUCUUAAGAACCCCUCAAAGUUUGUAGUCAGAAACCAGAAAAGUAAUAAUAAUCUUGUAGUGGAAAGCGGCUAUCCUGAUUUUGAUUGGGAACAAGAAGAAGAAGAUGAUGAUGAGGGGUCGCCGUGGGAAGGCGCAGUUGUGUACAAAAGAAAUUCUUUGGUUACACAUUUGGAGUAUUGCACCACUUUAGAAAGGCUGGGGUUGGGCAAGCUCUCCACUAAGGUUUCAAGGUCUCGGGCUUCGGUAAUGGGACUUAGGGUAACUAAAGAUGUCAAAGAUUAUCCUGAUGGAACUCCUGUAUUGAUUUCCCUUGAUGUCACGAGGAGGAAGUACAAGUUGAGACUUGACGGAAUCAUCAGGACAGUCAUCGCACUUGCUUGCAACAGGUGCGGCGAACCAGCUGCAGAGAGUAUCUUUUCAAACUUUUCAUUCCUGUUGAGUGAAGAACCUAUUAAGGAACCAGAGACCCUGGACAUGGGCGUAAUGUUUGGAGAGGACAAAUUCAAAAGUUUUGGCAACGUCGAAGAGGAAAUGAAGGACGAUGAUGCUUGGAUCGAUUUAGAAGACCAGCUGUAUUUUCCUCCUGAAGAAAAAGUCAUCGACAUUUCAAAACAAAUUAGAGACCUGGUGCACAUUGAAAUCACCAUUAAUGCUGUGUGUGAUCCCAAGUGCAAAGGUUUGUGCCUAAAAUGUGGUGCUAAUCUUAACGUCAAUAGCUGUAGUUGUCAUAUGCAAAAGGUAGAGGAGAAAGGUUAUGGUCCUCUUGGAGGUCUGAAGAAGCAAAUGCAACAAACAUGAUCUUUAGUCAUUCCGACAUUUUGUGUGCAAUAUAGUGGUUUUUUAGUAGUUUAUAAGCUAAAAUGCAAGGCCUUUCAUUUUUACUUGUGCUUGAUGCAUUUUUUGCCAACAAAAUUCAUCAUUCACAUAACUUCUGGAAGAGUUAAAAGAACCAGAAUGCGAAAAGAUUAAAAAACGUGUGUAGGUUGAAUGUAUGUGUGGAGGUUGAAUGUAUGUUGUACUUCUCCGCAGUUUUCUAUACUGGUUCUCAUGUGAUCUUGUUCA
Molecule: messenger RNA, 1698 nt
Organism: Lycium barbarum (goji berry)
Lineage: Eukaryota; Viridiplantae; Streptophyta; Magnoliopsida; Solanales; Solanaceae
Product: large ribosomal RNA subunit accumulation protein YCED homolog 1, chloroplastic
Exons: 2
Coding region: 514-1434 (306 amino acids)
Source: RefSeq, a predicted model, not a curated record